AUUUAAUCAUUCUUCAACCGAAAGUAUUAUUUCUGGUACAACAUCUUAAAGACUUAGUUGAAUAAUAUAAAUUUGUAACUGGAAGAAAAAUUAAUUGCGUUUAGUAUAUUAUUUUUGGAAUUUAAAUAAAGUUUCCUGGGCGAUGUAUUUUAAUACAGCAAUUAUUUUUAUACUGUCAUUAGGUCAUGCACUUGGCGAAUACCAAUGUAAAUACUUGGACCAGUUCGAAAAAACACGAAGUAUCGUCUGCGAAACGGGUUGCUGUGGUGACAUACAUUUGGCUUACUGUUGCCAUAGAUAUCUGCCUGGAAUCAUAAUUGGCAGCGUUGGCGGUAUAAUUUUUCUUGCUGUUCUUGUUGUCGUCAUACAUAUCUACUAUAGAAGAUGCAGACGACAAGGGUAUUCCAAUAUGGUUGAAGAAACCCGAAACUAUGGUGCCAUAGAGAGGACCAUGUCAUAGAGAGGACCGUGUCAUAGAGAGGACCGUGUC
Ruditapes philippinarum (Manila clam) is the source of this 490-nucleotide messenger RNA. RefSeq lists its product as uncharacterized. The record is from RefSeq and is a predicted model, not a curated record. The transcript has 4 exons. Lineage: Eukaryota; Metazoa; Mollusca; Bivalvia; Venerida; Veneridae. Bases 143 to 460 code for a protein of 105 amino acids.